CAUAGCACAAUGUAUACCAUUCUCCCCGUGCAAAACUUCUAAUAAUUAGCUCUCACACCACGUUUGCCUCAGAAAAGAGAGAUCGAGAUGGCAAUAGCACUGCUGCUGACAGCUUUAUUUGUUUGUAUAUCAAGCCUGGUAUUGAGAGCGCUUAACCAGUUGUGGUUUAAGCCUCGAAGAAUUAGGUCAGUGCUUUAUAAGCAAGGCAUUCGAGGACCGAGACCAAGCUUCCCUUUCGGAAACAUUCCUGAGAUGCAGUCCUCCAUCAAGAUUCCUAGUGAUGCUCAGCAACAUGUGCACCACAAUUGGGUUCCCUCCAUAUUCCCAUAUCUUCACAAAUGGGAAAAAAAGUACGGUCCAAUAUACAUGUACUCCACAGGGAGCAAGCAACACCUUUAUGUGAGUGAUCCAAAUUUGUUAAGGGGGAUCAAACAGCAUAACACCUUGGAUCUGGGUAAACCUACGUACCUGGGUAAGCCACUCCAACCCUUGCUAGGUGACGGAAUUGUCAGGUCCAACGGACAACACUGGGCCAACCAGAAAAAAAUCAUUGCUCCCGAAUUCUUCCUUAACAAGGUUAUGGGCAUGGUGGGUUUGAUGCUGGAAUCUACAAUGAAAAUAAUGAAGGAAUGGGAGAGCCGUAUACAAGAAGUUGGUGAGGAUUCGAAUGUUCUUGACAUGAGUAUUGAUAAGGAUUUGAAGACCCUCUCCCGAGAUAUCAUCUCCAGGGCUUGUUUUAGCAGCUCUUACGCUCAAGGAAACCAGAUUUUUGAAAAGAUUUCUCUCAUGCAGGAAGCUUUGUCGAAACCAAGUUUGCUUUUCGGCUUUCUAAAUUUCAGGUUUCUUCCUUUUAACAAUGACAAGAAGAUAUGGAAUUUAAGGAGAGAAGUGGACGCUAUGUUGCUCGAAAUAGUGAGGCAUCGCCAAUCCGGUGGUGGUGUCCACAAUGCACAAAAAGACCUACUACAAGUGCUACUAGAAAGUGCUGCUGCUGCUAACAAUGGGAAGCAUACACCUAAAACUGAACGUUUCGUUUUGGACAAUUGUAGAACUAUCUACUUUGUUGGCUCUGAGACCACUUCUCUGACUGCAUCAUGGACCUUGAUGCUUCUUUCUUUGCACCCCGAGUGGCAGGAGCGUCUUCGAGCUGAGAUUAUUGGCAUUUGUGGGGAUCAUGAUCGACAUGAACUCCAUCGUUGCUUACAAGACAUGGAUACGUUAAGCAAAUUAAAAAUGUUAACAAUGGUGAUUCAAGAGAGCCUGCGUCUUUACGCACCAGCUGUCCUAACACCACGGCAAGCUCUAGCAAACAUGAAAUUGGGGGAUCUUGAUGUGCCACAAGACAUGAUCAUAUGGAUAGCCAUUGCAUCGUUGCACCGUGACCCAAAAAAUUGGGGUCCAGAUGCUAAUGAGUUCAAGCCGGAGAGAUUUGCAAAUGGCGUAACAGAAGCAUGCAAAUUUCCAAAUGCAUAUCUGCCAUUUGGUUUUGGGAGUCGACUGUGUAUAGGCCAGACGUUUGCGAUGAUGGAGCUGAAGAUAGUACUCUCUCUAUUACUAUCGAAGUUCUCAUUUUCGCUUUCACCAAACUAUCACCACUCCCCCGUUUUGAAAAUGGUAUUGGUGCCAGAACAUGGCAUCAAUCUCCUUGUUAGGCGUGUUUAGGCAGCAGCUUAUCAAUUAUGUAUGCAUAAAUGUUAUGAAAUAAAAGUUUUA
Rosa rugosa (rugosa rose) is the source of this 1713-nucleotide messenger RNA. Its product is annotated as cytochrome P450 714A1-like. Lineage: Eukaryota; Viridiplantae; Streptophyta; Magnoliopsida; Rosales; Rosaceae. The coding region runs from base 88 to 1662 and encodes 524 amino acids. The record is from RefSeq and is a predicted model, not a curated record. Gene Ontology annotation, molecular function: oxidoreductase activity, acting on paired donors, with incorporation or reduction of molecular oxygen; heme binding; monooxygenase activity. The transcript has 5 exons.